Messenger RNA from Aplysia californica (California sea hare), 1492 nucleotides. RefSeq lists its product as uncharacterized. Lineage: Eukaryota; Metazoa; Mollusca; Gastropoda; Aplysiida; Aplysiidae. The record is from RefSeq and is a predicted model, not a curated record.
AACGUAAAGAACAGCUUCUGCACGCUGAAGAGGUCAGCCAAACCAAACCAAGAUGGCGGCGGUAGCUUCCGGAAACGAGGCCACCGGAAGAGAAAUCCCUGUCGUCUGCAACUCCACCGAGGACGCCAUUCAGAGCGCUCUCCACGACGACCCUGACCUUCAGCAGAUCGUCUCCCGUCUAGACAGUGACGUCAACAUUGACCCAGAUAGAGAUCUAAAUAUAGAAGUGAGCAGCGACACGUCUGACAGUCUCAACAAAGACUCGGACUCGGUCUCCACCUCGAGCAGUCUCAGAGAUACAGACGAUAACCUGGAUGACGACCACAGCCCGACGUCUGAGAGAAAAACAAAACAUAAGCAGCAAUCUCACUCGUCGGACAAAUCACCAGUCUCCAACGGCGACUCUAAAAAGUCGGACCGCAAACAGUCGGUGGAUAGUACCGGAAAGUCGAGUCUCAGUGUCAAGUCCAAAGCCGGUUCUAGUGAUGGUAGUCAAAAGUCUUCAUCGAAAAAUCCGCUGAAAAUGUUGAAAAAACUCACAAAGUUUGAUAAGCCGGAAAAACAACACGCGGACUACAAGUCAGAGUUCGCUGCUGUCGUCGUUGACCGUCUCCCUCAGGUUUUCGUGGUCAAGUAUCUAGGUCACCGGAGGGUCACGGGCGUGUGUGGGCUGCACCACGUGAGGAGACCCGUGGACGAAAUGGUCAAAGAGGUCAAGGACAAACUGGACCAGAAGUCAGACGUGGAGCUGCCCCUACUCUACGUGGUGGUCUCCCCAAAAGGUCUCGACCUCCGGGAACACAAACGGAACAAGGUGGAGAGCGCGGCACCACUCGGCCUCAUGCCCAUAGACUUCAUCUCUUACGGCGUCCAGGACAUCAAGUUCUGGCGCGUCUUCACCUGCAUCGUGGUGCGCGAGCUGUCAGCGCGCACGCGCGCCGCCACGUGCCACGCCUUCCUCUGUGACUCCGCCCACAAUGGGCGUAAGAUGGCGCUGGCGCUAGGAGCGGCUUUUAACCUGUACUCCAAGAAACUCAAGUCUGCGGGGAAGGUGCACAACUUUCAGAUCGAGUUACGGCCCCCUGAUGAGCUAGCGGACGCUGUGGACGCCGAGUGUGACGCUUGAUUAUGAUUAAUGUAGGGUGCGCACAAGCAGGUUUUGUGUGUGGGGGUGAGCUGGAGAUAGGACAGUGACGUGUUGACUUUAGGUGUGGAACACACACACAAGUUUUGUGUGUGGGGGGAGCUGGAGAUAGGACAAUGACGUGUUGGCUUUAGGCUGAAAAUAUACUGCCACGCACAACCGAAGCGCGCCGCGUAAAAAGUUGCGGCCUCCUCUGUAUUUCCUAUCGGAGAUUUCACUGACACGACUAGGCCUAGACGUGAGGAGUCGUGAGGACCCAAAAAGACGUGCGUGAGUGCGUGCAGCACUUCUUUUUCACGUGCGGACCGGCUCGCCCUGCUAUCGGAGUAUUCCGGGACGCCGUGGAGA